GUUUUAUGAUAGGUUGUAAAAGUGGAAAGUACCUCCUCGGAAAUCCCCUUUGGCAUUUCCUUAUUGACAUCAAUUCAAUGUCGUUUUCGGCUAGAUUAAGUCCUGCGCUUUGUGUGGGGUUUUUUUUUGAACGCCUAGAAUGUGCGCUUGGUGAAAGAGGCUGCUGCGUUGGAUCUGAAUGCGCCAUGGACUGUUAGGCUACUCGGACUCAAGCAGCAGGCGGCGGAAGACCGGAGCAUCUUAUGGGCUUUGUUGGCGGAUACCGACAUAUUGAACAGCGCUAAACUGGUUUCCCGUUUCAUUCCCGAGAGAACACAAUGUCACAGGGCCAAAACUUCCUGCCCAAGUUCCUGUUUGUGAGUAACCUCCUGAAGGCCAUGAAGAUCCGCGAGCGUGUGCCCCAUGACGUCGUCAAGCCGUCAGCCAACAGCGGUCUGCUUCACCAUCUCCGUGGCAUGCACCGCUACACACUGGAAAUGAUCCGGAUGAGCCAGUUCCCGCAGGCCUUCCGUGAGAUCAUCCAGUCGGCCAUCUUGGACCGAGCUAUGCAGACCUCACUGGAGCAGGAGAAGAGGCUCAACUGGUGCCGCGAGGUCAAGAAGCUGGUGCCACUCCGGACAAACGGUGAUGGGAAUUGCCUGCUCCAUGCAGCUUCACAGUACAUGCUGGGUGUGCAGGAUACAGACCUGGUCCUGCGUAAGGCCCUUUACGCCGUGCUCAAAGAGACAGACACCAGUAAUUUCAGGGCACGUUUUCAAACAGAGCUGCUACACUCCCAGGAGUUUACCCAGACUGGCCUGCGCUACAGCACCAAGAACUGGGAAGAGGAAUGGGAGAAGAUAGUUGACAUGGCGUCUCCUGUGGCCAGCAGCAACGGCCUACAGUUCGACUCCCUGGAAGACAUCCACAUCUUUGUGCUGUCAAAUAUCCUGCGCAGGCCAAUUAUUGUAAUUGCAGAUCAAGUGCUGAGGAGUAUGAAGUCUGGCUCGUCUUUUUCACCCCUCAACGUAGGAGGCAUUUACUUGCCUCUUCACUGGCCUCCGGAAGAGUGCUACAAGUAUCCCAUAGUGCUCGGCUAUGACUCGCAACACUUUGCCCCCCUAAUCACAAUCAAAGAUGGCGGCCCAGAGUUUCGAGCACUACCAUUGAUCAAUCCAGGAAGGGGAGGCUUUGAGGAGCUGCGCAUCCACUUCUUGACAGAGAAAGAGCAGCAACAGAAGGAGAGGCUGCUAAAUGAAUAUCUGAUGCUCAUGGAGAUCCCGGUCAUUGGCCUGGGUUAUGACCCCACGCAGAUUAUCAGGGCAGCACGCCUCGAUGAGGGCAAUCUGCCCGAGGACAUGAACCUGAUGGAAGACUACCUGCAGCUGGUGAAUCACGAGUACAAGCGGUGGCAGGAGGACAAAGAUGCACUAUGGGCGCCCACAUCACAGCAGGCGCCGCCACCCUUCUCCGUCUCACAGUUGUCACUGAUAGAGAUCCGCUGUGCUACGCCGCGCUGCACCUUCUACGUCUCUGUGGACACACAGCCGCACUGCCACCAGUGCUUUGAAAAGCGGCGCGCCAGCGGUAAACACGAGGCCGUUACCAGCCGCCCCAAUCGAACCAACCAUGCCAAUGCGCCAUCCGAGCCAACCAUCCCGAGCCCACGCUCAGCACCACCGACUGCACCCAGUCUGAGCCUGUACAGUGAGACACAUGCCAUGAAGUGCAAGACACCCGGUUGUCUGUUCACGCUCAGUGUAGAGCACGAUGGCUUGUGCGAACGCUGCUUCAACGCCCGGCAGACGGGUAACGGGCAACCCCAGGGCCCUACCCACGGCUGGGGAAAUGCUCAAUGGGGACCAAGCACCCGAGAUCGAGAAAAAGAUCGAGAAAGAGAUGCCGAGCACUGCAGUGCAUGUCGGCAGGAGGCCUUUCGGACAUUCAACGGCCUUUGUCCACCCUGCAUGCAAAGGAGCGCUGUUGUCCCACCGCAGGAGCCCAGAAUGGACAUGCCUGCAUGGGUGCCGUCCAGGGAGCCGGAGCGCCCUGGUACCACUGGGCACACGUGGCACACACAGGCAGCGCGUCAGUGCAAACGCUCGGGCUGCCAGUUCUUCGGCACACCCGAGAAGUUAGGAUUCUGUACCAUUUGUUACGUGGACUAUCAGACCAAUCACCAGGCAGCUCCAGCAGUGGUGCAGCCCAGACAUACAUCGGAGGCAGGUUUUCAGAACGUGCGGUGUCGUGGUCAGGGCUGUGGUGCCAUGGGCAAAGCCAUGCUCGAGGGCUACUGCAACAAGUGCUACGUGAAGGAGCAGAGCGCCAGAUUGACUGAAGCUGCUAGCAGAGGCUCCACUUCUCCUCCAGUCUUGCGAGCGCCCAAAUCACGUCCAACGGCGACACUCAGCCAAGCCCAGUGCCGGCGCAGUGGCUGUAAGAACGUAUCGCCUGGCUGCACGGACUUGUGCCCGGACUGCCUGAAUCGUGGCGGGCAGCGUGAGGGCCGUCGUGCCCACGCACCCAAAGAGAAGAGCAAGCAGCGUUGCAGGACACAAGGCUGCGAUCAUUAUGCCAACCAGGAAAAACAAGGCUACUGCAACGAGUGUGACCACUUCAAGCACCUAUACUGACGCUACCAGUUUCCUUCUCCAAAGAGGAGACAAGAAUCUUUGCACGCUGAUGUGCACCGAAUCCUCUCCUACACGGAAUCCCACAGCUAACUGAGCCACCUGUUUUUGGGUGCCAGCAGCGGUGUAACACUGGCGAUUUACCUCUCAAAGUUUUGAUCAUUUUUCUAUGUGAAUAAGACAGAGAUGGGGCUGAUGAUACAGAAUGAUAAAGAAACUGAUAAUACACUGGCAUCCAGUUGCAUACAUCUGUGCUAUCUGUGAUUUAUAUCAAACAGGGUAAUAAGAUUGUAAACAGUUUGUACAUUGCUGAGAAAAUGUUGGGGUUGCGGGGGACGGGGGGGUAGGGGGGAAGCAUCUUCAGAAGAUUUAUUUCCAAUUAUGAGCUAAAAACAGUGAAAUUUGACCAAAGUAACUUCCAGAAUCAUUAUGACCAAGUUGAUGUACAUUGCAGCUGCAGAAAGCCUGUGGAGCCUGUAAGAAAUACAGGAGACACAGCUACAGGGUUUCAGAGGCCUCAGAAAACCAGUUUAUUUCUUACAAUGUAGGUUAAGUGCCAAUGAGUGUUUGCAAAGCAGAGCUCCAGUUUUGUUUUGUUUUUUUUUUUGUUUUUUUUGUUUAGUUUUUUUUUCCUCUCGUCUCUCACCCUCCCUCCCCUGCCCCCUGCUGCACCAUUUGAUGUUUGCUGCCAAAAUGGACCUGUUGCCUUUGAGAUUUUUAUUUUAUUUUAUUUUAUUUAAUGAAUUAAUUUAUUUUGCUUAUUUGUCAUUGCUCACUUCUUUGCGGCCUGCUCGUGUUUGAAAUGAUUAUUCACCUGAUUUCGCCUUGCUGGACUUCGUUUGGUCUGUUUAUGUUUACUAGCUAUGGCACUAGGUGAUGUUGGAGACAUUCUAACAUUUUCCCGUAGCUAAAGAAAAAAAAAUUUCCGAAGUGCAAUAAAAACCGGUUCUCCAUCACACCUUAACAAACAACACACCAACACUCGUUCGUGAAGAGAAUUCGCCACAUCAGAGAAAUAGCAACACGUGUCAACAAGGAAGAAUCAUGCAUGCCGUGACAGGAUAGACUCCUUUAUUUAAAUUAAAAAAAAAAAAAACCACACCAAUCCGAAAGUAAACACGCCUGUGUGUUGUGUACAUCGUCUUUUAGAAUUGUGAGUAACCAGUUUUAUCUGCUUUUUUUUUUUCUACAAGGGAGCUUAUUUCCCUAGACUUUACUUCUGCUACAUUCACAUGAUGCCUCUAAUGCAUACAUUUGGUAUGCAAAAACAUGUCCAUUUGACUAUUCCUCCCAAUGCUUGCAUAGAGAUGAUCACGGAAAAAGUUGCUGGAUAGUUUGGAAACAGUGAGAAACGAGCACGUGCACAUGAACUUUCCAUUCUUACAGCUAAUAUAGUGGUGACAUACGAGAACUAGAACUACGUAGGCCCCACAUGCAGAUGUGCUUUAGUCAAAAGACGCAUUUGAGAAUUCACAGUCGUAGAAAUUAAAGAGUGUUUUGCUCUUCAACUACUGAAUCUGAAUUCAGUUCAGAUCACCAAUUUGCACAGAACGUAAUAAGCUGCUCUGGAAUUAGUUGAGGUAUUUCUGACUUACUUCUGACAUAUAGUUACAUUCCAACUGUAGACCUUGUUAAAAAAUAAUAAAUUAAAAAAACAUUUUUUUUCUUUGUGGGUUGGGGGGAUGUGUUUGAUAUUUAUUCACAAUAAACAUUAUCUGUAUUGUGUUACAAUAAUUAUUUAUAUGUUGUUCUGGAAUAAAUUAUUUUUAAUAGGAAAAGUUAAA
This is a messenger RNA of Ictalurus punctatus (channel catfish), 4393 nucleotides long. RefSeq names its product tumor necrosis factor, alpha-induced protein 3 (gene tnfaip3). The coding region runs from base 318 to 2612 and encodes 764 amino acids. The transcript is spliced from 9 exons. Gene Ontology annotation, biological process: protein deubiquitination involved in ubiquitin-dependent protein catabolic process; protein K33-linked deubiquitination; cell migration. Gene Ontology annotation, cellular component: cytoplasm; nucleus. The record is from RefSeq and is a predicted model, not a curated record. Lineage: Eukaryota; Metazoa; Chordata; Actinopteri; Siluriformes; Ictaluridae. Gene Ontology annotation, molecular function: cysteine-type deubiquitinase activity; K63-linked polyubiquitin modification-dependent protein binding; DNA binding.